This is a messenger RNA of Eucalyptus grandis, 2529 nucleotides long. RefSeq names its product probable protein phosphatase 2C 33. Gene Ontology annotation, molecular function: protein serine/threonine phosphatase activity. The transcript is spliced from 6 exons. Bases 923 to 2206 code for a protein of 427 amino acids. The record is from RefSeq and is a predicted model, not a curated record. NCBI's taxonomy places the organism in Eukaryota, Viridiplantae, Streptophyta, Magnoliopsida, Myrtales, Myrtaceae. Gene Ontology annotation, biological process: protein dephosphorylation.
UCUCUCUCUCUCUCUAGAAGUCAUCAACGAAAGAGAGCUUUUUCCGUGCGAUAUUUUGCCGUCGUUGGUUUACAUUCUCUCCACUCCUUUUUCCCAUCUCGACUAUGCUCUCUCUCUCUCCUCCCUCCCUCUCUCUUUCUCUCUCUAACUCUCCGUUCUGAAGUGUUUGUUCAUGGCUGUCUCCGCUUCUAUUCUUCCCUUCACGUUCCGUUCCACCCUCAAUGAUUUUGCUCCGUUCGAACCCUCUAGGCUGGACUCUUUCCUCACCUGGUGACGAAAUACCAAGACCCAUAUUGGAGUUUCUCUUCUAAUUCCUCGGGAUCAUUGAGAUCGGUGGGGGUGUUGUCGAGUGGUUUUCCUUGGAAGGGGUAAUGCUUUGAGACGUGGGUUCUGCUCCAAAGAGUGAGGGCCGUACAUCGCCUCCGGGUACAUAGAUCUUGCUGCUGUCUGUAUUGGGCGUGCGCUCUUUCGGCCUUGGUUCGGCUAUAGGAGCAAAGGGUAUGAAGAAUCUUUAGUUGUGAGGCUGAAAAAGACGAGCUUUGCGGCCAUGCACGGAGAGUCCGUUGUGCGACAGUGAGAUGAGGAUGGAUGUGCUUCGGUCUGCUGCUUCCGGUUCGUUCGGUGUGAAUCUGGAGAAGAUGGUGGUGAAAGACUAGCGGAUUGAGCCCACGGACGGGCCCGCGAGCUCGACACCCGCGCUGUGUGAGCUUCUUCCCGGUAGUUUGUGACGGAUUCGACUAGGGAAAACGGGGAGUGCGGCUGUUUGGCUGGCCUGGAGUGCAUUCUGAACAUCAUCAGGGCGCUGAAAGGGGGCUCCUGCUUGCCUGUGGAGAGCAGGAGCCCCGGCCAUGGCUCUCCGACGAGAACUGGGAAUCCCUUAAGGAGAGGACCCGAUGAACCGCUGCACAAGCUUCCGGGGAGGAUGUGCUUGAAUGGUUCCAGCGAGGUCGCCUCUCUUUUUACUCUUCAAGGAAAGAAAGGGACCAACCAGGAUGCCAUGAUUGUCUGGGAGAACUUCGGGUCCAGGACAGACACGAUAUUCUGUGGUGUCUUUGAUGGACAUGGUCCAUUUGGUCAUUUGGUGGCAAAGAGAGUCAGGGAUUCUCUUCCGCUGAAAGUAAGUGCUCACUGGAAAGUCAAUCUGAACAGUGAAGAUCUCCAAAGAGAGAUCAGCAUCAACACCAUGGGAGGCAUGUCUCCUGGAGAGACUGCCUUCGUAUCUGCUGGUGAAGAACCAAGGGCCUUCGCUGAGCUUGAGGAAAUAGAAAAGCAGGUCCAAAUGCUGAAAGAAUCAUUUUUGAAGGCUUUUAAAGUGAUGGAUAGAGAACUCAGAAUGCAGAAGAAAAUUGAUUGCUUCUGCAGUGGCACUACAGCAGUUGCAUUAGUCAAACAGGGUCAUCGUGUUGUCAUCGGAAAUGUGGGAGACUCCAGAGCUGUCCUGGGUACACGAGACAAAGACGGUUCUCUUAUUGCAGUUCAGUUGACUGUGGAUCUAAAACCCAACAUUCCAGCGGAAGCAGAGAGGAUUCGCCGAUGUAGGGGGAGAGUUUUUGCACUUAAAGAUGAACCAGAAGUUGCCAGGGUUUGGUUGCCAAACAAUAACUCUCCUGGCCUCGCAAUGGCUCGGGCUUUUGGAGAUUUCUGCCUUAAAAAUUUUGGUCUAAUCUCUGUGCCUGAUUUGUCAUGUCUCAGCCUAAGUGAGAAAGAUGAAUUUAUUGUCUUGGCUACCGAUGGGAUCUGGGAUGUGCUGUCUAACAAGGAAGUGGUAGAAAUAGUAGCAUCGGCCCCUGCACGUUCCUCUGCAUCAAGAGCAUUGGUUGAGCGUGCUGUUAGAGCUUGGAGGCACAAGUACCCUACUUCAAAAGUUGAUGACUGCGCUGCAGUCUGCCUUUUCCUUGACAUGAGCAACUCAUCUGCUGCGUCCAGUGCAAAGUCCCACGAGCAGCUCGCUUCUGUGGAUGAUCGAUCUGAGAUGAUCAGUGAGAAAGAUCUGGUGAUCUCAAGACCCAUCGAAAGUGACUCAGAGAUCACGACUGAAGAAAGCAAUGAAGAUGCGGCAAAGCUGGAAGAAAUGCAGUCAGAAUCAGAAACGGAGUGGUCUGCCCUAGAAGGAGUGUCUCGUGGGAACACUCUAGUAGAUCUUCCCGGGUUUGUGCCAGAGAGGGAGGACAAAAGGAAGAAUGCUGGAAAGAGGAGCCAUAUGUAAUCAAGCGCUAAGAAUGUGUGCUCAUGUGCUUUUUGUUACUUCAGUUUCAUCUGAAUAAACUCUGCAAUCCUUUUCCGUGCUUUGUAGCCACAGAGAUGAUUAUUGGGGGGUCCAUGAUAGUUGUUAAUUUGUUCCUGGGAGGUGGCCCAGUCUGUAUUAGAGUGUCUGGGGGAUUUUCUCUCCUGGUGUAUACCGCAUAUCAAUUUUUGUAAAAUCCACCGUGUCAAUAGUCAUUCUUUGAUAAUUAUGUAUUAUGAUGGUUAAUAUGAAUGUGGUAGUGUUCAUCUUAAUCAUAUUUAGUAGAAGUUGAACUUUGUUCCUCA